ACAGUUCCACUCAACUGCUCGCCCUUCGUACGACAUAGGCGGUGUCCGAAAAGCAACGCAUAUUACUUGAUCAGCCAUGAAUCCUUUGACUAUUUUCUGUUUGGUGGCUGUGCUGCUCUCGGCGGCCACAGCACAUCGCGGCAGCAAUGCGAUCCGCAACAAUUUGCAACCCUCAGAAUGGCUUUCGCCACGUGAGUUGGAGGAUAUGCCAGCAAUAAAUGAGAUCACCUUCGAGAAACUGCAGGAAAUGCCCGCUGAGGAGGCUGCAGAUUUAGUGAACAAGAUCUACCACUUGUCGCAGAUGAGUCGUAAUAUUGAACCCAGUUAUGCACCAAGCCCCAACCAGAUUCCCGCCUUCACAUACACACCCACCGGUCAACGCGUGAACUUCAAUUUGAAUCAAUUGGUGGCCACUGCUCAGCAACAACCUAACUUCGGCAAACAGGAAGUUACAGUUUUCAUCACCGGUCUGCCACAACAAAAGCUCCGCGAUGCUGCACGUGCCAACCAGAAGCUGGUACAAGCAUACUUGCAAGCAUACAACGGCCGUGUACAGGUACAAGGUGAACAGGGCGAUGACUCCAACCAGGAUACAUCAUCGAGCGAGGAAUCCUCCAACCGUCCAAACGGUCAACAGCCCAAACCCAAUGGAAAUUUGGUAGUUAUCGACUUGGGUGCCGUCAUCCGCAAUUUCGAAGAUCUAGUUUUACUCGACAUCAAUCGCGUCGGCGCUGCCAUCGGUAACAGUUUGGUGCAACUUACAGCACAAGCUGAUGUGCCACAGGAAGUGAUUAAUAUUGUUGCGCAAGGUAUUGCUGCUCAUGUUGCUGGUGCCGCUGCUCGUCAAUACACACGUCAAACUGGUAACACUUUGCGCCGUAUCACCGCUAUGGAUCCCUCAAAGAUUUAUGCACGUAAACCCAACACUUUGGUCGGUUUGACUCGUGGUAAUGCUGAUUUCGUUGAUGCCAUCCACACAUCUGCUUAUGGUUUGGGUACUACAACACGUGCUGGUGAUGUUGACUUCUAUCCUAAUGGCCCAUCUGUCAAUAUGCCCGGUACUGAUGACAUCAUUGAAGCCAGUUUACGUGCCACUCGCUACUUAGCCGAGACAGUGCGUCCAGGCAAUGACCGUAACUUCCCAGCUGUUGCCGCUGAAUCGCUACAACAAUACAAGAAUAACAAUGGCAAUGGCAGACGCGCUUACAUGGGUAUUGCUGCUGACUACGAUUUGGAGGGUGACUACAUUCUCCAAGUGAACGCCAAGAGCCCAUUCGGUAAAAGCGCACCUGCCCAGAAACAGAACUCCUACCAUGGCAUACAUCAGGGUGCCGGUCGCCCUAACACCGACAACUAGAGGGCUACGAAGAGUGGAAAGGUGAAUGAGACAAAUACAAAUACAAUAUUUAAUUUUAACUUAACUUACUUUUUAUGGUAUUUGCAUUAGAAGCUUUUCAUAAUAAAUCGAUAAAUUUUAACAUGAGCUGUAACUGAUUUUUUAAAUAAACUUUUUGGUACUAAACAAUAA
Messenger RNA from Ceratitis capitata (Mediterranean fruit fly), 1528 nucleotides. RefSeq names its product vitellogenin-2-like. The coding region runs from base 77 to 1357 and encodes 426 amino acids. The record is from RefSeq and is a predicted model, not a curated record. Lineage: Eukaryota; Metazoa; Arthropoda; Insecta; Diptera; Tephritidae. The transcript is spliced from 2 exons. Gene Ontology annotation, molecular function: lipase activity.